CAUUGUGCCUGGUCGUGGUCCCUUUAAGAAUCAGGAUGACAUCAUCAGAUGGGUGUGUCAGGUGAUCAUUAGACAGGAAAUAGGCAAAGCAUGGCUCUGUGAGCAAUGUGUUAUUGUUUGUUAGAAAUCCAGCUAUAUCUGCACACGUCUUAAUGCCUUUGAUCGCAUCGUAUUUCCACACCUUCCUUAUAUCAUUAAACCUGUGGGCAAAGGAUUCACGUCUUCAGAGUCUUGGUGUACGGAGAGAGUUUAUCUGGCUGUUAAGAUAUAUACACUACAUAUACCGGGGACAGCACAGUGAAAAUACGGCAUUUUAGCGGGCAGGACAACGCAGUGUAAGCUGGCAGACAAUGACAGCAUCUUCACAUAUAGCCACUGGAUGACCGUCAAAACAGUGUCUAAAGAGAGGAACACUAUCAGACGGUGCUAUGACAGAAAAGGCUUCUUCGCUAAACACGCGCUCCCGUGUUUCAGGCUCCCAACUACGAUCAAGAGCAUCAUCAACUGGGUCCGCUGCAGUCAGGGCACGAGCGAGAGCAGAAGCAGCUAAAGCACGUCUUUCCUACGCCGAAGAGGAAAUGAAUCUAAGGCUGGAAAAAGCUAAGUUGGAAGCAUCUAUGGAAAUGCUCAACAUACAGAAAGAGACAGCUGCGGUUAUAGCUGAAGCAGAAGUAUUCGAAGCUGCUGAGGAUUUAGAUAUUGAGAAAGAAAGGAGUAAAAACUGUUUAAGCUCUGUAUCAUUGGAAGCAGCAUUACGCACACAGCAAUAUGUUGCUGACCAAGCCAAAAUAACGGAGGCUAAACCUCAACUAAGUGAUCAUUAUGGACCAGCAAUUACAAAGCCAAGUCCUGGCGACAGCAUUUCACAUUCACAGCUCAAACCAGAAGCCAAACCUUUCAUUCUCCAUCAAACCAAUCCUGGAUCCCAAUCACCUCAUAUUACCUCACAGCAGCCUGGCAUCAACGGAGACGAGUGUGCUCGUGGUUCACGCAAUGUAAAGUUUGAGAACAACCGUUGUACUCCUGGACAGUAUUACAGGCCUCAAAACCAUAGUGGUAAUCCUUCCUCAUCACCCCAUCCCAUGUCUCCAAAUUACAAUCACGACGACUCAAACCUGAAUGACUUUGUGAGAUAUUUUGCACUGCACGAGCUUGUUGCUACAGGUUUGCUUCAAUUCAAUGAAAAACCUCAGAAUUACAGAGCAUGGAAACGGUCUUUCCAGACCGCAACCCGGGGUUUAAACCUGACACCAAGUGAGGAGAUGGAUCUUCUGCACAGGUGGCUUGGUAACGAGGCAAGACAACAUGUCGAACAGAUAAGAGCAAUACACAUAAAUCACCCUGAAGCAGGAUUAGCAAUGACAUGGGACAGACUCGAGCGAACAUAUGGCUCACCAGAAGUCAUUGAAGACGCUCUGUUCAAACGCAUUGACACCUUUCCUAAAAUAACAAAUCAAGAUUAUUCCAAACUGACAAAGUUAAGUGAUCUAUUAAUGGAACUUCAAUCUGCCAAAGCAGAAGGAGACUUGCCUGGUCUCUCCUUCCUCGACACAGCCAGAGGCGUCAACCCAAUAGUUCAGAAGCUUCCAUUCGGUCUGCAGGAAAAGUGGGCAUCAGUCGGUGCAUCCUACAAGCGGCAAAAUCUUGUCCACUAUCCACCCUUUGACUUCUUCGUGAACUUUGUCAGCCAGGAGGCUAUCAUGAGGAAUGAUCCGAGCUUCAACUUCGCCUCCCACACAGACACAGCUAAACAGAAUGAUAAGACAGGUUGGAAACCAAACAAAUAUCGGGAGGUCUCUGUCCACAAAACAGAGAUCUUCCCCGGAGUCGUUACUGAAACCGGUGAGCCCCCAACGAGAUCUGAGGACUUUGAUAAAAUGUGUCCGAUACAUGAAAAGCCACAUCCACUCCGCAAAUGUCGUACAUUCCGAGCAAAGCCCAUUGAUGAGCGUAAGGCAUUCCUAAAAGAGAAUAAUGUGUGCCUCAGAUGCUGUUCUUCAUCAUCACAUUUCGCGAAGAACUGUAAAAUGAAAAUGCAAUGUUUUGAAUGCAAAAGUGAAAGACACCAUACAGCACUUCACCCUGGACCAGCACCCUGGAUGGAGGAGGUGGUCCCUGCUCCAGAGCAUGGCGGGGAGGAGGAGAAAACUUCACCUCCUCCUCAUGUCACCACCAAAUGCACAAACGUCUGUGGCGGAGAUCUGGCAGGUAGAUCCUGCUCCAAAAUAUGUCUUGUAAAUGUAUAUCCAUCAGGCCACAAAGACAAAGCAAUUAAACUGUAUGCAAUUUUGGACGAACAGAGCAACAGAUCAUUAGUUCGUUCACAGUUCUUUGAAAUGUUCAGUGACCAAAGUCCGAGUGUUCCUUACACAUUGAGAACAUGUGCUGGAGUGAAGGAAUCAGCAGGAAGAAGAGCCAGUGGCUAUGAAGUUGAGUCUCUGGAUGGAACUGUCCACAUCCCAUUACCCAGCUUCAUAGAAUGCAAUGACAUUCCUAACAACAGAAAUUAGAUCCCAACCCCUGAUGUGGCUCUCAAUCAUGGACACCUCAAGUCAGUGGCGCACCUCAUCCCAGACAUUGACCCACAAGCACCUAUCAUGCUUCUCCUGGGUCGGGACGUUAUCAGAGUUCAUAAGGUUCGCAAACAGAUGAAUGGCUCACACAACCAGCCUUAUGCUCAAAAGUUAGAUCUGGGGUGGGUCAUUGGAGGCAAUGUUUGUCUAGAAAGCGUCAACAAACCAUUGACGAUCAACAGCUUCUACACGAAAACCACAGAACUAGAGUAUCCUAUUCUCCAAGUCACUCAGGAUUCAGAUGGGAAAACCUCCUGUGAUGCUGACCACCUUGGAAGUACUGUGCCCAAUCUGGACCAUUUGCCUUUUGUGCCGACAGAUCAGAACCCCACAGAUCAUGUAACACGUUUGGUGGCUCCAGGUCAUUUAAAAGACUAACUGGCUGACUGGACCCAAGUUUCUGUCUAAGCCAAAGCCAAGUAUCUCUGAGAGCACCUAUGAUCUUGUGGAUCCGAGUCCAGACCCAGAUAUCCGGCUUCAAGUGUCUACUUUGAGCACUGCAACAGCUCACAAGCAGCUUGGUUCCCAGCGAUCUACCAAGUCCUCUUUAUGGGAGUCACUCACUCCUUCUGUUACUCGCCUCUUGCACAUCGCAUGUGUGUUCAAGGCAACCCCAAAAAAGAACAGUUAUCGUAAGGGCUGGCAUUGCUGCGAGGCAGAAUUCACUGUUGAGGAAUCCAAUCAGGCCGCAGAUAUCAUCAUUCAAGCAUGCAAGAAGUGGCAGUCAAAUCACGUACCAAGAUAUGAAUGGCCUCUUCGACUGACAACACAGACUGUUCCUAACAAAAACGGGAAGUUGCAUCAGGUCGAGGUGAAGGUCAUCGAACCAGGAGGGACUUCGCUCUUUCUUAGGCCUGUUGCAGAGAUGGUGCCUCUUCUCCCCCCAGAUGGCUAGGUAAUGGAAGUGUUCUAGAUUUGGGUGACGUGUAUCACGCCAGACGGGGAGUGUUCUGUUACAGCUAAGUUGACUCUUGUUUGCAUUUUCUGGGCUAUUCUUUGUGUGCCCAUUGUGCCUGGUCGUGGUCCCUUUAAGAAUCAGGAUGACAUCAUCAGAUGGGUGUGUCAGGUGAUCAUUAGACAGGAAAUAGGCAAAGCAUGGCUCUGUGAGCAAUGUGUUAUUGUUUGUUAGAAAUCCAGCUAUAUCUGCACACGUCUUAAUGCCUUUGAUCGCAUCGUAUGUAAGUAUUGUUUAUGUUUGUGUUAUUAACAAUUACAGAUGAUUAUUUUUAGGAAAUAUUGUAUUCUGUGGUGUUUAAUGCUGGAGAUCUUCCGAGUUGUUGUACAAGGCUAAUGCAAGGAGAGUUAAAUGAAUAAAUGUACAAAUGGCUGAUUAUAUGUUUAAAAUAUGAGGCCAUUUAUAACUGUUUAAGUUCUAGAAUUACAAUAAAUACAUUAAAAAGCUUACAGUAAAUAUAACAAGGCAAUUCAAUUAAUGUUAAAGCUGUGUUGAUUUAUAUCCAUUGUGCAUAUUUGUGUAUGUAGAAAUGAUCAUAGAAUUGAUUAUAUUUUGUCUUGUUUAUUUUUAGUUUCACACCUUCCUUAUAUCAUUAA
Gymnodraco acuticeps is the source of this 4124-nucleotide messenger RNA. RefSeq lists its product as uncharacterized. The transcript is spliced from 2 exons. The coding region runs from base 429 to 2510 and encodes 693 amino acids. The record is from RefSeq and is a predicted model, not a curated record. NCBI's taxonomy places the organism in Eukaryota, Metazoa, Chordata, Actinopteri, Perciformes, Bathydraconidae.